Messenger RNA from Mandrillus leucophaeus (drill), 1285 nucleotides. RefSeq names its product ATP synthase, H+ transporting, mitochondrial Fo complex, subunit F6 (gene ATP5PF). The coding region runs from base 673 to 1002 and encodes 109 amino acids. The transcript is spliced from 3 exons. Gene Ontology annotation, molecular function: proton transmembrane transporter activity. Gene Ontology annotation, biological process: proton motive force-driven ATP synthesis. The record is from RefSeq and is a predicted model, not a curated record. Lineage: Eukaryota; Metazoa; Chordata; Mammalia; Primates; Cercopithecidae.
GUGGGGGAAAAGGCCCCGGAACGAGGCCGGCCCGCGCGGGCCCGCGUUCCCCUCCUCCCCGGAGGCCGCACUCACCCACUCUGGAAUCGGCCCUGUUGCCCCCGCCCGCACUCCAGAGCCGGCUAAGAACGGCAGCGGCGCGGGCUCCACGUGCAGUGUCUCUCCGGGUAAGACCUGCAGCUCCCGCGACUACAAGUGUGAGGCCCCAGGGCCCUUCCCGCGGAAUCGGCGCUGAGAAGCCCCAACCCCCCUCCCGCCUCCCAGGCACCUCCGGGUCCAGGACUACAACUCCCAGCAGGGUGCGCAAAACGAACGCCCAAGGCAACGGAGGCUCACGAGGCACAAGGAAGCACAACGCCCCAAUCCGCUCUGUUUUACAUAGUCUCACUUUCCCUGCACCAUUAUACACCUCGAUAACCCUAACGAACAGGACGCUGACUCGAAGGGGAGCUUGAACUAGGGGAAAGGCCAGUCAAAGGGCGCAUGCGUACAGAGCAAGGUUUCAAGGAGGGGAAAAAGAACGGGUCAAAUUAGGGGAAGAAAAGAUGGCGGAGGCUUUGCCAGGGGACCCGGAAGCACUUACCCUCCACUUCCUCCUCCUGUGUGGCUUCUGUCUCACCUAGACCCGUCCGGUCGCAGACUGUCUCCGAGACGCUUCCUGUCCGAAUCAGCAUGAUUCUUCAGAGGCUCUUCAGGUUCUCCUCUAUCAUUCGGUCAGCAGUCUCGGUCCAUUUUCGGAGGAACAUUGGUGUUACCGCAGUAGCAUUUAAUAAGGAACUUGAUCCUGUACAGAAACUCUUUGUGGACAAGAUUAGAGAAUACAAAUCUAAGCGACAGACAUCUGGAGGACCUGUUGAUACUGGUCCAGAGUAUCAGCAAGAGCUGGAGAAGGAGCUUUUUAAGCUCAAGCAAAUGUUUGGUAAAGCAGACAUGAAUACAUUUCCCACCUUCAAAUUUGAAGGUACAUCUUGUGAAUCACAGAUUCAUUCUUGUGGGGGAUAAGUGAAGAAUAUUUACCCUUACUUGGAUUUUUGGAGAAUCGAAUGACAGUGUUAACGUGAAUUUAUUAGGACCAUGAUGUGUGCCUGAGAAGCUGCCGGCUAAAUAUUUGCCAUUAGAAUAAGAGCAGUAUAGGAAAUCACAUAACAUAGCGAUUAAAUGGUGGGGAUCUGAAAUUGAAUUGCCUGAUCCUGAAUCCUGACAAUCACUUUCAGUUGUGUAAUCUUGAGUAAUUAACUGUUGCAUAUUUCCUCAUCUGACAGUUGGGGAGAAUUAUAGUAUCUUC